Molecule: messenger RNA, 918 nt
Organism: Strigops habroptila (Kakapo)
Lineage: Eukaryota; Metazoa; Chordata; Aves; Psittaciformes; Psittacidae
Product: homeobox protein vent1-like
Exons: 4
Coding region: 1-756 (251 amino acids)
Biological process (GO): regulation of transcription by RNA polymerase II
Molecular function (GO): RNA polymerase II cis-regulatory region sequence-specific DNA binding; DNA-binding transcription factor activity, RNA polymerase II-specific
Source: RefSeq, a predicted model, not a curated record
AUGCUCCCCGACAUCCUCCUUCCCGGCAUCUCCGAAACAAGGCAGGAUGACCAAGGCUCCUUUCUCUGUGGAGUGGUUGUCCCAGAGCAGCCAGGCCCUCAAGAGCACCACCGCGGGCUCUCCUCAUCAACCAUCCUCCGCGGGCCACCGGAGCAGCCCGCCGAUCCGCGGGCCGGGAGAAGCGGCAGGAGCCGGGAGCGUUUGGUGGCACCUUCCGCUGCAGGAGCAGGCGGGCGGCCGAGUGGAGCAGAGCAGUCCCCGCCAGAGGGGAGUCCCGAGCGCACGAGCCUCGAGGAGGCCGGCGGCAGGAGCGGCCGGCGGCUGCGCACGGCCUUCAGCGCCGAACAGGUCAGCACCCUGGAGAGCUCAUUCCAGCGGCAGCAGUACUUGGGGGCGGCCGAGCGCCGGAAGCUGGCCGGCAGGAUGCGACUCUCGGAGGUGCAGAUCAAGACCUGGUUCCAGAACCGCCGGAUGAAGCUUAAGCGGCAGCUGCAGGAGCUGAGGACGGAGUCUUUCUGCAGCUCCCCUCUCCCUUACGGACCUCAGAGCAGUGUUGUGCCCUUGCCGCUCACGUACAUGUCUCAGCCACCUCCUUUGUUUCGGGAAGGAGCUGCCUCCGGAGGCUUCACCUUGGCAGCACUCCCGGCACCCAGCACAGACCUCAGCAGUGCCUGCAGAGCACAGCCUGUGGGCUUUUGGGCAGCACCUUGCUUUGUCAGGUACGGGGACCCCACAGCUUUCUUGCUGGGUGUCUGAUUCCUGAUACGGACUACGACUAAGGAGGAUUUGCACUACUGACACCUAUCUGUAACUGCCUGGUGGAGUUAUGAUGCAGCAAUGAGCAAGAUAUUUUACAGAGGCAUACGGGACAAUCUGAAUCAUGGACUUCAGGCCCCAGCAUUUAUAAGCAACUGUGUA